UUAUAUUUAAACCUUCCGAACACUGACUACAGACUAGCGGGUGGCAGUAUGGCGUCCUCUUAUUAUCAUGAAAUGCACGAGAAUUUCAAAAACAACAGCAAAAGUCGUGAGUUCCCGGCACACAGUGCGAAAGUUCACUCUGUCGCUUGGAGCUGUGAUGGAAAAAGACUGGCUUCGGGUUCAUUCGACAAAACAGCUAGUGUUUUUGUCCUGGAAAAAGACCGCCUGGUGAAGGAGAAUAAUUACAGAGGACAUGGAGACAGUGUCGAUCAGUUGUGUUGGCACCCAACUAACCCAGAUCUGUUUGUUACUGCGUCAGGAGACAAAACCAUCCGGAUCUGGGACGUCCGGACUACUAAGUGUAUGGCUACGGUCAGCACAAAAGGAGAGAACAUCAACAUAUGUUGGAGUCCUGACGGCCAGACCAUUGCUGUUGGGAAUAAGGAUGAUGUGGUGACUUUCAUUGAUGCAAAGACUCACCGUCCACGUGCUGAAGAGCAAUUCAAGUUUGAGGUCAAUGAGAUUUCCUGGAACAAUGACAAUGAUAUGUUCUUUUUGACAAACGGCAAUGGCUGCAUCAAUAUUUUAAGCUAUCCUGAACUGAAGCUGAUCCAGUCAAUUAAUGCCCAUCCAUCCAACUGUAUAUGCAUCAAAUUUGAUCCCACUGGCAAAUAUUUUGCUACCGGAAGUGCAGAUGCUCUGGUUAGUCUGUGGAAUGUUGAGGAGCUGGUGUGUGUUCGGUGUUUUUCCAGGUUAGACUGGCCAGUGAGAACCCUUAGUUUUAGUCACGAUGGCAAAAUGCUGGCAUCCGCCUCUGAAGAUCAUUUUAUUGACAUUGCAGAAGUGGAGACAGGAGAGAAGCUUUGGGAAGUGCAGUGCGAGUCUCCAACCUUCACUGUAGCCUGGCACCCGAAACGGCCACUCCUGGCGUAUGCCUGUGAUGAUAAAGAGGGCAAAUAUGACAGCAAUCGGGAGGCAGGGACUGUGAAACUCUUCGGCCUUCCUAAUGACUCUUAAAGAGUGAAAUUAAAACUCAGACAUGACUUUGUACCUCUUAAAACAUCUACUGUUACCUUGCUUGUUUUUACAUGCCUUUACUCUAGCAAGAGGAGGAACCAAUCCUUGUUCAAUUACAGGCACUAUUUCCUAAAAUAUCGUAUUUUGGUAAUCACAGGUGCUUUUACUUCUAGUGCUUGUAAGAAGCUGUAGUAUAUCUGACAGCUUAUUUGAAAGUCUGUAAAUAUGAAAUCUUCUGGUUUAUGCACAAACUGAUAUUGUCAGUAGUGUAAUUUAUUUUUUAAGCCUGUUUGAGUAUUUUGUCAUAUUUUCACCAAUAUUUGUGAAAUGUCUUGCAGAUUAUAGUUUACUGCUCAUCAUUUCAUCAUUUUGGAAAAUAGACACUAGAUGGCAUCACGGCCAUUUCCACUGUAGUGCAGACUUGCUGUACUUUGUCUCUCUGCAGACAUUCUACUGUUUUUUUUUUGUAUUGUGUUUUAUUAAAUCUUUAUCAUUUUUUUUUA
Molecule: messenger RNA, 1520 nt
Organism: Tachysurus fulvidraco (yellow catfish)
Lineage: Eukaryota; Metazoa; Chordata; Actinopteri; Siluriformes; Bagridae
Gene: thoc3
Product: THO complex 3
Exons: 6
Coding region: 49-1017 (322 amino acids)
Biological process (GO): mRNA export from nucleus
Cellular component (GO): THO complex part of transcription export complex
Molecular function (GO): protein binding
Source: RefSeq, a predicted model, not a curated record